Pyrus x bretschneideri (Chinese white pear) is the source of this 700-nucleotide messenger RNA. Its product is annotated as universal stress protein PHOS34. Lineage: Eukaryota; Viridiplantae; Streptophyta; Magnoliopsida; Rosales; Rosaceae. The transcript has 4 exons. The record is from RefSeq and is a predicted model, not a curated record. The coding region runs from base 65 to 559 and encodes 164 amino acids.
CAAAUUAUUCAUACCUAAAUAUUAUUACGAUUUAGAAGAUAAUUGCGAUCGAAACAAAGCUGCAAUGGCGAGUAACACUGUCGAGAACUCGAAGCAAGUAAUGGUGGUUGCUAUGGACGAGAGCGACCACAGCACGUACGCGCUCGAAUGGACUCUCAGUCACUUCUUUAUCCCCUAUGCAUCAAACCCUGUUUUCAAGCUCGUCGUCGUCCAUGCCAAGCCCCCUCCUCCCGCCAUGGCCCUUGUCGGACCUGGAGGAGCUAAAGUUUUGCCAAUUCUGGAGGCAGACUUACAGAAGAUAGCCAUGCGAGUUGCCGAGAAGGCGAAGAAAAUUUGCGCCAGUAAACAGGUGAAUGAUGUGGUGGUGGAGUUGGUGGCUGGGGAUGCUCGAAACGUUCUCUGUGAGACUGUAGAAAAACACAAGGCAUCCAUCUUGGUUUCUGGAAGCCAUGGCUAUGGAGCUAUCAAAAGGGCCGUCCUAGGCAGCGUAAGCGAUUAUUGCGCUCAUCAUGCUCACUGCACUGUGAUGAUUGUGAAGAGGCCGAAAAUUAAAAACUAAAAUCUGCCACUCUCCAAAACGUCUCUACUAAAGAGCAGUAGCUGCUGUGUCCGGCAGUCCGCCAGCAAAUAAUUUCAGGCAUGGUUGCUGUUUUGAUCCUUGGAAAGAAUUGUUACUCGAUGUAAAAUAUGUUAUUGUCUA